CCAUCUUUAAGUCUUGAAGCUCCAACUUUGCCUUUGAAAGUCGAGGAAAAUGACGACUACUGUUCUAAAGCAGUUGUUGAAGAGUUUUUGCACCAAUUCACCUUGGACAUACGCUAUGCUUUGGAAGCUCAGGCACUCGAGCCCCAUGGGGUUGACCUGGGAGGAUGAGUACUGUGUUUAUCCAAUACCAACAGAGAUUCUCCCAUCACAGUUUGAAACGAGCAUCGAUGACUGUUAUUUUUUAGGGUUCCCAAUUGGCCUAGUGGUGCCAAAUAUAUUGAAUCUUAAGUAUGCAUGGGGAGAGGGGGUUGUUGGUAUAGUGGUGUCGUAA
This is a messenger RNA of Hibiscus syriacus, 331 nucleotides long. RefSeq names its product transcription factor EMB1444-like. The coding region runs from base 50 to 331 and encodes 93 amino acids. The transcript has 3 exons. The record is from RefSeq and is a predicted model, not a curated record. Gene Ontology annotation, biological process: regulation of DNA-templated transcription. Gene Ontology annotation, molecular function: DNA-binding transcription factor activity. NCBI's taxonomy places the organism in Eukaryota, Viridiplantae, Streptophyta, Magnoliopsida, Malvales, Malvaceae.